ACUACCGCUAGAAGACAACAGUGUGGUCCUCCCACCUCCGCGCUCGGACACAGCUCGUGAGUGCCGCUCAGUCUGACUAGGGGACCGUGCAACUACUGCUCAGCCUGUACAUGGGAGCCUGACUUGGGUUGGAUUUCUGGGCUGUUUGGGGGCGCACACGAGUUUUAGUGUUGUGAAGAAAGACGCAGUUAUGACAGAGCAGCAGUCGUGCGCGGCUUGAGCAGAGGAAUAUAAACGAAGUAUUGUGGGAGAAGAUUGAUAACGCGACUGGAAGGCAAGGAGGCAGAUGUAAUUUCCAAAAGCAGUGACUGUUCGUUUUGGAUUUGCUCUUUCUUUGCCAGCUUUCAUAUGACUUGGAUCUCCCGGACACAUUGCUGCAAAGACUAGUACCAUGUGUCGUUACGCGGUAUAAAAACCUCAUUGUGGAGAUCUCUGUCGCACCGGGGGACAGGUGGUGCCGCUUGUCUGUGCGCGCACGAGGGGGUACGCGGACUUACACAAGCUUCCCAGACAGUUGUCCUAUAGCGAUGUUUGGCUGGAUAUCGGUUUGUACCAGAGACAGGUGCGAGAGAGGAGAGGAGGAGUAGUUCGCAAAGCCCCACGCGGGGUCUGGCAACGCGCUAACGAGACUUAUCCAGACUCUCCGCGCGCUCGGGAUUUGUUUCUAUUCGCUUCGGGCCAAGGGACGUCUUCUCUCCGCUGGACCAGAGAUCCAGAUUGUGUUUAGACUGCAGCGCCGGCAUGCCCCAUUUCUAAAGCCUCAAGCUGAGAUUCCGAGGUUCUGUUGCCAUGGCGACCGCAGCCCCUCCCCUCCGCCUGUACUUAGCGCUGUGUUGGCUGCUCCGGACCGCCAGCACGGUGUUCCCAGAGGAGCCGGGGCCCCUCAACUUCAUUCCCGCUGAAGUGGUCCGGAGGUACCCUGUGUUUCUGGGCCGACCUCACAGAACAUGGCUGCGACAGGAGCCUCUACACAUCCAGAGAGUGCUGCAGGUCAACCGCACACUCUACAUCGGGGCAAGAGACGACCUUUUCAGAGUGGAGCUGGACAUUGUUGCAGGAGAUGAGAUGUUCUACAGUAAGAAAAGGACAUGGGAGUCAAACAAGAAUGAUAUCCGGAUCUGCAGGAUGAAGGGAAAACAUGAGGACGAGUGCCGCAACUUUAUGAAGGUGCUGCUCAGUCGAAGAGGAGGGCUGUUCGUGUGUGGGACCAACGCCUUCAACCCGCUCUGUGCCAACUACACUGGCGACACUCUGGAGAUGGUGGGGGACCCAGUGAGUGGGAUGGCUCGCUGUCCAUAUGACCCCAAACACGCUAACGUGGCUCUGUUCGCUGAGGGAAACCUGUUCACAGCUACAGUUACUGACUUCCUGGCCAUCGACGCAGUCAUCUACCGCAGCCUCGGAGACAGUCCAGCUCUGCGCACUGUAAAACACGACUCCAAGUGGUUCAGAGAGCCGUAUUUCGUCAGCGCUGUGGAGUGGGGCCCUCACAUUUAUUUCUUCUUCAGAGAGAUCGCCAUGGAGUUCAAUUACCUGGAGAAGGUGGUGGUGUCUCGUGUGGCCAGAGUGUGUAAGCGCGACCUGGGGGGCUCUCAGCGUGUCCUGGAAAAGCAGUGGACAUCGUUCCUCAAAGCACGGCUCAACUGCUCCGUCCCCGGUGACUCGCACUUCUACUUCAACCUGCUGCACUCCACCAGCCCUGUCAUCAGGAUGCACGGCCGUGACAUCAUCCUGGGGGUCUUCUCCACUCCUCCUAACAGUAUCCCGGGAUCAGCGGUGUGUGCGUUUGACAUGGAGCAGCUGGCACAAGUGUUCGAGGGCCGCUUCAAAGAACAAAAGUCGCCCGAGUCCAUUUGGACGCCGGUUCCAGAUGAGCUGAUCCCCAAACCCAGGCCUGGAGGAUGUGCAGUCCAGGGAUCAAGGUUCAAUUCGUCCAAUUCAUUUCCUGAUGAGAUGCUUAACUUUGUCAAGACACACCCUUUGAUGGAUGAGGCCGUGCCAUCGCUGGGACAGAGGCCUUGGAUAGUACGCACCAUGGUCAGAUACCAGCUGAAUAAGAUUGUGGUGGACACAGAGGCAGGCCCACACCGAAACAGAACUGUCUUAUUCCUGGGAUCCAGCCGUGGAACCAUCCUUAAAUUCCUCAUCAUGCCCAACCAGGACAACACUGUCACCAGCAGCAGCGUCUUCUUGGAGGAGUUGGAGGGAUUCAACCCGGAGAAGUGUGCAGAGGACUCCCCUGCAGCCCGGCAGCUCCUCUCCCUCACCCUGGACAGAGCCAGUCACACUCUGCUGCUGGCCUUCCCCUCCUGUGUGGUCCGAGUCCCGGUGGCACGCUGCCAGCUCUACUCUCGCUGCAUGAGAAGUUGUAUAGCCUCCAGAGAUCCAUACUGCGGCUGGACCAAAGGGAGCACCUGUUCCUUCCUUCGUCCUGGGACCAGACUACCAUUUGAGCAGGAUGUGGAGCAGGGGAACGUGGCCCACCUGGGGGACUGUGACGGUGCACUUCUUCAGGAGAGCUUCAUGGAUGAACCAGACGGUCUGGUAUCUGUGAACCUGCUGGUGGUGUCUGCAGUGUCUGCCUUUGCCACAGGAGCUGUGAUCUCAGGGCUGGCCGUGUGUUGGAUCAUGAGCCACAGACAUCGACACUCCAAGUGUGGCGCCAAUGCCGCACGCAGGAAGAGCGACAAGGAGCAGAGCAUGUUAGCCCAGGGACGCAGCGGCUCCGUCAUGAGCGUGACCAGGACCAGUGGAGGAGAGAGGCGGCGCUCUCAGCCUGACAGUUUGUUUGUCAUGCACAACGGCUGGCCCAAAGACAUGGACCCUGGUCUGCUGCCCACUCCAGAGCAGACACCUCUCCAGCAGAAGAGGAGCAUGCGCCUCCCUGACACUGACUGGGACCAGAGCCAGACCUUCCUGACUGCCUGUCCCAACAACUCUGUCAUCUACCUGAGCUCAAAGUUCUUACACGGAGGAGGAGGUGGGAUGGUGAGGAUAGAUGACCCGGGGGAGGUGGUCCUGCCCCCCCACACUGAACGUCAGCGUUACCUGAUAUUGGCAGCACAGAGAGGGGACCAUGGAGGGAGCCGUCCCACAGGCACCCUGCGGAACUCAGCGGGGGACUACAUCUACCCUGCCACCCCCCAGGACUCCCCUGACAGGCGCAGAGUUGUGUCUGCUCCUGCGCCUCACUUGGACUACGGAGACCCACGCUGGACCCAUGAGGCGCUUAACUACAACACCAACAAUGCAGCGCCCUACCACCCGCACCGGCACGGGCUCAUCCGGCCUGAUAUGCAGGGGGCACGGGGUCUGGGGGAACUGGCAGACUUCAGCCAUCUUCUGGUCAAGAACAUGGGAGAGCGCACACCUAGUGGUCAGUGAGGUGAAAUACACCACAAGCUGCUCUGUAUAAGCUCUCUCUCAAACCAUUGUCCAACACAAAUUUGGAUUCCAGUUCUCUCCCAGACUCCUGUCCCAACCUUACCCUGUCUGUCCUCUCUCACCGUCAUUCAGUGUCCAGGAGACAGCCUCCUGUGGUCCACCUGUGUCUGAGGGACUCUCAGCAGUGGACAGAGCACAGAGCUACAGGACAGGCCUGUACAGGGAGGUGCAACAAAGAGAGUCUUCUCAUGGGACAGUACUGAGAAAACUGGACAAUCUCACAGAAUCAAAUGUGAAUGGUCUCGCUCCAUCGUUUUUUCUCACCAUGGACGUUUUUUGAGUGUGAAAUCUAAUUUCUGCUUUUUUAUUUUUGUGCCAGUGGCAUCCAUUGGACAAUGGUGUGCUUUGUUUUGGGUUUAAAAAUGCCUGAAACUGUGCCAGGGGGCAGUGACUCUGACUGAAGUCAGUAGUGUGUGUAUGUGUGAAUGAGCCAUGUCCUGUUUAACUGUGAAUGGUGUGACUUCUCUGUGUUGAAACUGGUGUUAUUUUCCCUUUUCUAUGUACAAUCAUUUAGAGACAUUUCGAUUUGUCUCUUAAAAUACUAUGUUUUAACAAUCAGUAAUGGAAUGACCAGUGGCUCGUGAAGGAAGACUCUUGUUGUAAAGUUUAUAAUCUUUAUAUUUAAAGUGCACAUAGCCAUGAAGUGAAAGAAAGCAAUAAUGAGCUAUAAAAGGGAAGAGGACAUAUUCCUUAGGUUACUUGUUUCUGGUUUGGGUGUUUGAAUAAACAAUAUGUAUUUGCCCCAUUACUGUGGUGAGGCAGGGAUGCUUUGGCCUCUGUGAUUACCACAUCUCAUCAGAGUGAGGGAAUGUGAGCUGAGGCUGACCGGACUGUGAGGCCCCUGGGAGCCCCUUUCACUCUCCUCUGCCUCCACACUGAGCGCCUUUGUGCCCCAAAAGCAAAGACGAGACUGCAGCAACAAAUAGCCGUUAAGAGUCAGGGGCUGAGUCCAAUGCUUCUGCCCCAUAGAAUAUCAAUGAGAGGGACAGCCAAGUGUAUCCAUCAUGUGAGAUACAGACAGGCAUCUCCUGUGACUGUGCUGAGGUGGGGCAGAAGAGGGCCCACUCCAAGCUGCCACAAUGACCAACCCCUUAUGGCUCUUUGACAAUGAAGGCAGAUGGGCAGACGUCAGGUGUGGAGUUACCCGUUCAGUCCUGUAUUCAAAUGUAGAUCCAGAGAUAGUUUGAGUUGAUCUGGGUCACAGCGCUGGGCUUUUUGUUUUGUGUGUGUGUGCCAGUCUCAUAGGAUUUACUUAAAAACAUCUUUGAUCAACUGUACCUCCAUUCACUUUACUCCUCUUUGUUUAGAGCUCCAUUAGAGUUGUUAAGAAGUGGUUAAUGUUAUUGAAGACACUAAACCAUACAACAUGUGUACAGUGAGGCCAUGCACAGAACGCUAUUGUGUUAGUUACAAAAAGUGUACAGGAACAUCUGAAUUGCUUUUUGUGAUUCACACAAUAAAGGCUGUUAGUCAUUCUAAUAACAAAACUGAGAACAAUAUUAUUCUCACUGAUUAAGAGUAAAGUUAUUGUCUCUCUAAGGAAAGACAAGUUUUGUCUUGUCAGAGAUACACCAACCAUUUCUUUCUCCUGGCCUCUCAUUGAUUUGACAUGUUCUGUUUUAAUAAUGUAGAACAUACAACUAGAUACACCCAGUUUUACCACCUUUAAAUCCAUCUUCAAUGCUCUAAACAUUUUUAAUUAGAAAUAAAAGCACUUUAAGUAUGUUUAAGUUUUAAAGUAAGUUUUUCAUCUGCAUUUACAGCAUUUGUGACUUGAUCCCAAUAGUUUGGUCCAUAUACCUCUGGAUUAUUGCCUACAUUAUCCCAGUGUAGUACAUCGCAUUCAUGAGUGGGUCAUUAGUAUUGCGUCCAUGAAGCCCUCCACCACCAGGCCGCUCCUCUCUGCCUCCUUUUAUCUCCAUCACUGCACCAGCCUCAGCCCCCGUGCGCAGUCAGCCGUGUGCUCGCCCCAUGUCUCCUCUGGUGUUGUACUAAACAUGCUUGAUUAGAUAAAAACUACUUUGAGCUCCUUCUAAUGAAGAUCACUACAGACACAUCAGCGUACAUGGCACAAGAUCUUUAGCUCCUCUGCUAACCACUGCACAGCCAAAUAAGCCCUUCAACCAAAGUCUAAUGUGUUUGAAUGAAAGAUCAGCUCAUGCUUAAAAUAGGCCAGCAGUGGCUGAUAAAAAUAUAAGUACUAAGUGUGUUGUUUCAUGAACUAAACAUCACAGAGCACCCAACUGAUAUCCACAGUCAAUACUAAAGAUGUACUUGGACUUAGUUAGGUAGUAUUAUAGUUUAUAUAUAGCUUUACAAUUUCAUGCAUUAUUAAUUUUCCGCUUAACCAAUUACUGCCGGUAAGCUACUUCAGUAGACAUAGCUGCUCUGGGGAUAGACUGAUAGAGGUGUGGCUGCCAAUCCAACUAUGUCUUUUACAGCUACACUACAUUUAAAUAAAAUACAUGUAAAAAGUUAAUAUAUUUCAUUUGUCAUAGGUUUGCCAGUAAACUAAUAUGUCUCUGUAUGCACCAUGACAAUCAGCUUUUUUACAUGAUAUACGCAUUAGCUUACCUGCACCUUAUUGUUCUCCUGGUUUAUUCAAUAAUAAGUCAGAAAUCAAAGCAGUUCCCAGAAGCAGGCUUCUUUAUUUCACAUCAAAUCCUUCAAGGGUGGCAAUUUUUCCAGACAUUUUCAAAAGCUCUCAUGCAGUAAAUUACUUUUCUUGCUUUAGCAUUGUGCUGAGAAAUGAUUUUGUUUGGACUCUUUUUAAUGUACAGUACUUUGCCACAAGCCCCAAUGGCCAUGCACACUUUUGCUUUCAUCAGUAGUAUGCACAUAUCAUCCCCCACACACACAAACACACACACACAUCCACACACACACACACACACUAGACACAGACCAGCCCUGUGACCCUGAAUAAUGUGCUUUUAUUUUCUAAUUUGUACAUUUGUUUGUAUGAUAAAAGACCCCAGCCGGUAACUGCCAUUUGGCCUCCAGGUCUCCCUCUCAAGAACGGAGAAAAGGAGAGGAUUCCCAGGCCAAUCAGACCCAAACAAAAAGCACAGUAUAAGAUAUAAACAAGAAUUAGCAUUUUUUUGUAAAGUUGUACUUAGUGAUAAUUUUGUCAUGUUUUCUAUUGUUUGUUUCUGUGGUAGAUAUUUGAUUUGAGGUAUAUUAUUGUACAUGAUUUCUGGUGUGCCGGACUGACAAUGAAGACUGAAGACUAUCACUCUAUGGAUUUCGACUGAGAUGCUGCUUCCUGUUUUUAGGGAGAGUGGCGUCUUCUUCUACUACUGUGAAGGACCCUUAUUGCCGUUCUGUGGCUAUAUGACCAGAUGCCCUACCACCUGUACAUACUCCUGAUGCUUACCUGUAAUUUGAAGUGCGGUAGCUGCAUGAAGACACAGCUAAUUGUACAGACCUGUGUGAUUUUGUACAUUACAUGCAAGUGUGUGCCAGUCCAUGUGUCUCCAUACACACAGCCACACGUGCAUGCCCCUGCUCCAAGUGCACAGAAACCACAUACACACACACUACAGUCCAGGGGCUGCGACCACGCCCCUCCACUGAGCGCUGCCUGUCACUCCUCAUGGAGACACUGUGUCAACUUUCUUAUUGUAAUAAACCACUUCACAUUCA
Messenger RNA from Boleophthalmus pectinirostris (great blue-spotted mudskipper), 7089 nucleotides. It is a transcript of the gene sema6bb, whose product is annotated as sema domain, transmembrane domain (TM), and cytoplasmic domain, (semaphorin) 6Bb. The record is from RefSeq and is a predicted model, not a curated record. Lineage: Eukaryota; Metazoa; Chordata; Actinopteri; Gobiiformes; Gobiidae. Gene Ontology annotation, biological process: negative chemotaxis; negative regulation of axon extension involved in axon guidance; semaphorin-plexin signaling pathway. Gene Ontology annotation, molecular function: semaphorin receptor binding; chemorepellent activity.